CAGACAGGAAAAUGUUUACGAGUUUGCAAAGAUGCGAAGAAAAUGGAAGAGGAUGCAAAGGGCAAAGCGUGAGGUUGUCAGAAUGUGAUUCUCUACAAGUUCAACUUGCAAUAAGAAUCUAAUUUGGAAAGUAUAAUCUCUAACACGCUAAACAAUAUAAAAGCAUAUGGUACGCUACCUUAUGCAGAAAUACUAUGUUGCUGAGAAUCGCUGAAGUGUCUCCUCUGUGUGAACUCAUCAGUCGUUGCCAUGCGUGAAUGCAUAUCCAUCCACGUUGGUCAGGCUGGUGUUCAGAUUGGCAAUGCAUGUUGGGAAUUGUAUUGUCUUGAACAUGGGAUCCAGCCUGAUGGUCAAAUGCCUAGUGACAAAACAAUCGGAGGUGGAGAUGAUUCAUUUAACACUUUCUUCAGUGAGACAGGAGCUGGUAAACAUGUUCCCAGAGCAGUGUUUGUGGACCUAGAGCCGACUGUAGUUGAUGAAGUACGUACAGGUACAUACAGGCAGUUAUUCCAUCCUGAGCAGCUCAUUACUGGGAAAGAAGAUGCAGCCAAUAAUUAUGCCAGAGGCCAUUAUACCAUUGGAAAAGAGAUUGUUGAUCUAGUGCUAGACCGCAUCCGCAAGCUGGCUGAUCUGUGCACAGGUCUGCAAGGUUUCCUUAUCUUCCAUAGUUUUGGAGGAGGCACUGGUUCAGGGUUUGCAUCUCUGCUCAUGGAAAGGCUCUCUGUUGACUAUGGCAAAAAAUCCAAACUAGAGUUUGCAAUUUAUCCAGCACCGCAAGUUUCCACUGCUGUAGUGGAACCUUACAACUCAAUCCUAACUACCCACACGACGUUAGAGCAUUCAGACUGUGCCUUCAUGGUAGAUAAUGAAGCCAUUUACGACAUAUGUCGUCGUAACCUUGACAUCGAACGUCCUACUUACACCAAUUUAAACCGAUUAAUUGGGCAAAUCGUUUCAUCCAUCACAGCAUCACUGCGUUUUGAUGGAGCCCUCAAUGUGGAUCUGACAGAAUUUCAAACUAACCUCGUUCCGUACCCGCGAAUCCAUUUCCCCCUGGUAACAUACGCCCCUGUCAUCUCUGCCGAAAAAGCGUAUCACGAGCAGUUAUCUGUGGCUGAAAUCACCAACGCUUGCUUUGAACCAGCCAACCAGAUGGUCAAGUGCGACCCUCGGCACGGCAAGUACAUGGCCUGCUGUAUGUUGUACAGGGGGGAUGUGGUUCCCAAGGACGUCAAUGCAGCUAUCGCUACCAUCAAGACUAAACGUACCAUUCAGUUUGUGGAUUGGUGCCCAACGGGAUUCAAGGUGGGCAUUAACUACCAGCCUCCAACCGUGGUGCCGGGCGGUGACCUGGCAAAGGUGCAGCGGGCCGUGUGCAUGCUGAGCAACACAACCGCUAUUGCUGAGGCGUGGGCACGCCUCGACCACAAGUUCGACCUCAUGUAUGCUAAGCGUGCCUUCGUCCACUGGUACGUUGGGGAAGGAAUGGAGGAAGGAGAAUUUUCUGAAGCCCGGGAAGAUCUGGCUGCCCUUGAGAAAGAUUAUGAAGAAGUCGGCGUAGACUCGGUAGAAGCAGAGGCUGAAGAAGGAGACGAGUAUUUAGAAAACUGAGGUCUGGAAAAAGAUAUUUUAAAAAAAAAUUGCAGAGCCCUGUUCGCUUGUUUGUUUUCCAGUAAAGUUGUAAAGGUUC
Phalacrocorax carbo (great cormorant) is the source of this 1690-nucleotide messenger RNA. NCBI's taxonomy places the organism in Eukaryota, Metazoa, Chordata, Aves, Suliformes, Phalacrocoracidae. The record is from RefSeq and is a predicted model, not a curated record.